Messenger RNA from Rotaria sordida, 366 nucleotides. The record is from the annotation of a GenBank genome assembly. Lineage: Eukaryota; Metazoa; Rotifera; Eurotatoria; Philodinida; Philodinidae.
AUGGCCAAUAAUUUUGAUUCAUCAAAAUAUACAGAUAAUAAAGCAGCGGCAAGUUUGAACAUACAAGAUGACAAAAAUAAAUCAAAUACCAAUAGCAAUUCACAGCGUUCUGCGUAUAAAAAUGUUUGGACGCGUCAACCAUCAAGUGACGCGGACAAACAAACGAGUUCACCCGAUGAACAGCAAUCUCCAGUUUUUAUUAUAGAACAAAAAACAAAACCAUAUUGGGAAACUGGAGAAGGUUCUUCUGAAGAAUGGAAUCAAGAUCAAUUGGAACGUCACCAUGGCAAUCUCAUUAUACUAAUACAAGAUAUGUUAAGUGAAAAAUCUGUAACAGAUUAUAAUUUUUUUUCCAAGGAUAAUUAA